ACUCCAAAGACUCUUUUCUUCGCUUACUCUUGAACCUUGGUUAAUUUUUUUGUGCAUUUCUUUUGCUCGAUUCCCGUUUGUUAACAUCAUUUUGUCAUUUAGGUUAGAAUUUUUGGGCAACGAGAAAUGGCAAGGGUCGUCAGAAGUUGCAUACAGUCGUUAUUAAAGAUGGUGAAUUCAGUGAUGGGGAUGGUAGGAAUUGCUAUGAUUUUGUAUGCAUUAUGGCUGAUUAGGGUUUGGCAGAAACACAUGGAUGAAUUACCCUUUGGUGAUGAAUAUGAUGGCCCAGCUCCAUGGUUUAUUUACACUUUACUUGGCAUUGGGGUCACUUUGUGUGUCGUCACAUGCUUAGGUCAUAUUGCUGCAGAAACUGUUAAUGGUUGCUGCCUUUAUUUAUACAUGUUCUUUGUCAUUUUGUUUCUUAUGCUGGAGGCUGUGGUGACUGCUGAUGUAUUUCUGAACCCUGAUUGGGAGGAGGACUUUCCAGAGGAUCUGAGUAGGAGUUUUACUCAAUUUGUAGAUUUCAUCAGGUUAAAUUUUCAAUUCUGCGUUUGGAUAGGCUUGUCAUUUGUCUCUGUGCAGUUCACCCAUGCCUUUAACUUGCAGGGACUAUCUUUUCUCUUGGCCAUGGUACUCAAAGUGCUCGGACCAGAUCGAUACUAUGAUAGAGAUGAUGAGUAUGCUCCUGAUAGGGUUCCACUCCUGAGGAAUUCUUUUCACCCACCGACCUAUGUGGUUGGAGACCCUGUUUAUGGAUCUAAAUCUGAUGUGUGAACUAUCAGAAUUACUGAGAAGGAACUUAGUUAAUAGAAGCAGCCUCAUUCUUCACUGGCCCUUGCAAAAGGGUAGCAACUGAGGGCAAACAGGUGACAAGGGUUCAACCUCAAACUCAGAUGAAGGAAAUGGAAGUCUUACUAUCUAAUUCCUGUCAGUCCAGAUCAGGAUGCAUUUCAAUUUGAAGGUUUAAGGUGGACAAGCUUCUGACCAACUUUGAGUUGGUGUAAUUUAUCUUCUUAUAUAGAUUCUGUCUCAAUCAAUGCUAUGGAUUUUGAAUGAUGAAAAAUUUAUUUGUUCUUUGAAAAACCCAUAUCCUAUUUUUUGAAUGUGAAUAAUAUAAUGUGCAUUUCAUUAAGCUGGAUGAGGAAAUGGUAUAUUGUACAUUUCUUUUCCUUUUCAACCUUUGUAGUACCUGUAUAAUUCAUACAGAUGAGAUAUUGUUAGGAGUAAAGUGCAUGUGAAGAGACAAAGGAAAAAUGGAGCUGAAGAGAGGACAGGUGGCAGUAUUCAAGAUGAAACAAAUGGCAGACAGUUGUUGGCAAAAGAAAACCUGCAGGAAAUAGAAGGAAGACAGGAAAAAACAGAGUAGGAUUCAGAGACAGAACUGGCAUUAACAGAAAAAGAGAUAACAAAGACGCAAAUGUUUAAAAUGACACCCAGAAUGUCUUAACCAAAAAUGGCAAACCAAGAAAGAAGGUCAACUGGGAAGGCAAUAGGAAAAGAUAUAGACUUGGGGGGAAGCACUGGAGGGCAGAAGAACAAGGAAUGAAAAAGAAUUAGAGUGUGGAGAGACCAGCCUCUCGAAAGCUGGAGUUGUUAUGUGCUGCUACGAAUUUAGUCAAAUUUUGUGUUAAUUGUGGGGCGUUAGCAUCUGUUAGUGUUAAUUACCUUUGUAAUAUUUGUAUUGGGAGAAACAUUGAAACUGUGAACUGAUAUCUGUAUUCUAGAAAAUUAUCAAUACAAAUAUCUUCCAUAUUCA
Mangifera indica (mango) is the source of this 1756-nucleotide messenger RNA. RefSeq names its product tetraspanin-19-like. Bases 127 to 774 code for a protein of 215 amino acids. The record is from RefSeq and is a predicted model, not a curated record. Gene Ontology annotation, cellular component: membrane. The transcript has 7 exons. Lineage: Eukaryota; Viridiplantae; Streptophyta; Magnoliopsida; Sapindales; Anacardiaceae.